GCCCUCUUCAAGAGACUGUUCACUCGGCAUGGCACAUUAACUUUAACGCUCACUUUGGAAGGAACCUCUCCACUCGACGUCUCUGGAUUUACAGCACUUGCUUAUUACUUCAAUUUCUCUGCAAUAUUGUUAUUUGGGAGUCGGAGAAUUCACCAGAAACUCAACGCUUUGCGUCGACGCUAAUAUAUAUGUUUCCAUCCCGCACGAUAUAGGGAAACGCUAAACCACUCUAAAUUGAGCAGGUGACAACCUUAAACCGUUCUUGACAAAUGUGUUCCUUCGCUAUGUCACGAUUUAGUCUGUAACUUAAAACGUUUUUCAUUGAACAAACACCAAUAGGCUAUUUAUCACCGCGCAGUAAAAGUACAAAAAUCCCAAGUCGUGUCUAUUAACUACUCUUUCCCCCUGGUUUUGCCUCUGCAAAGAAGUUCAGUGUGCAACAAGGAGGGGUUUGGGGUGGAAAAGACCACACUGUCUGUGACCAUACAUUGUUAUGGAAAUUGCAACAGGUCUCGAUUCAUUGGAGAGACGCUUCUCGGCAAGGAAUCAUUCUGCCUGUUCAAAGAUGCUGGACGGUAUUAAAAUCGAAGAUCAUUUUAGAACGGGAGCGGCCACUUUGGGCGUUAUGAUCGGUGCUGAAUGCCAUCAUCAGGCCGUCUGCGAGGGAUGUCAGCGGCCUAUAUCCGACCGAUUUCUGAUGCGGGUCAACGAAUCGUCGUGGCACGAGGAGUGUUUGCAGUGCGCGGUGUGUCAACAGCCGCUUACCACAACUUGCUACUUCAGAGAUAGGAAACUCUACUGCAAAAUUGACUACCAACAGCUGUUUGCCACCAAGUGCAGUGGUUGCCUGGAGAAUAUAGCUCCUACUGAGUUUGUGAUGCGUGCCCUGGAGUGUGUGUACCACCUGGGCUGUUUCUGCUGCUGCGUGUGCGACAGGCAGCUGUGCAAAGGAGACGAGUUUGUCCUCAAGGAGGGCCAGCUGCUCUGCAAGAGCGACUACGAGAGGGAGAAGGAACUGCUCAGCUCCAUGAGCCCUGAUGCCUCAGAUUCAGAGAAGAGUGAAGCUGAGGAGCUGGACGGGAAGCCCGAGAAGGGCUCUGGGGGCCAGGGGAAGGGCAGUGACGACGGGAAAGACCCUCGCCGUCCCAAACGGCCACGCACCAUCCUGACCACACAGCAGAGGAGAGCCUUCAAGGCGUCCUUCGAGGUGUCCUCCAAACCCUGCCGGAAGGUUAGAGAGACGCUGGCGUCAGAGACAGGCCUUAGUGUCCGUGUUGUCCAAGUGUGGUUCCAGAACCAAAGAGCCAAGAUGAAGAAGCUAGCCCGGAGACAGCAACAACAGCACGAGCAGCAGAACUCCCAAAGGCUAGGCCAAGAAGUGAUGUCGGGUCGGAUGGAGGGCCUGCUGAGCUCCUACACCCCCCUGGGCCCCCCUCAGCAGCAGCAGCUAGUGGCUAUGGAGCAGAACGGAUACGGCACCGACCCCUUCCAGCAUGGACUCACCCCGCCACAGAUGCCCGGAGACCACAUGAACCCAUACGGAAAUGACUCCAUUUUCCACGACAUCGACAGCGACACGUCCCUCACCAGCCUCAGCGACUGUUUCAUGGCGGCGUCCGACAUUGGCUCCCUGCAGGUGCGGGUGGGGAACCCCAUCGACCGUCUCUACUCCAUGCAGAGCUCUUACUUUGCCUCCUGAAAGUCAACCCUGAACCAAAGGGGGUUCGGGAUGGAGGGAUGGAGGGAUGGAGGGAGGGAGGGAUGGAGGGAGGGAGGGAGGGAUGGAGGGAGGGAGGGGUGCGGAUGAGGGGAUACUCCGUACAUAACUGUACAGCCAUAAAACUAACUUUUGCCUCAAGAAAAUAACUGAAGGGAAAAACGGAAAGGUACCACGCAAAAAUAAUCUCCACUGAUUGGCUUGUAGCCAGGAACUAGGAGAGAAGGACAAACUUGAAGACAUAAUUGGACACUUUUCUUUUCCCCGUGUAUGGGAGAAACAGGGGGGAACGUAAACUACAACAUGGUUAAGAACAGUAUUGGAGAAACAGGGGGGAACGUAAACUACAACAUGGUUAAGAACAGUAUUGGAGAAACAGGGGGGAACGUAAACUACAACAUGGUUAAGAACAGUAUUGGAGAAACAGGGAGGACCUUAAACUACAACAUGGUUAAGAACAGUAUUGGAGAAACAGGGAGGACCUUAAACUACAACAUGGAUAAGAACAGUAUUGGAGAAACAGGGAGGACCUUAAACUACAACAUGGUUAAGAACAGUAUUGGAGAAACAGGGAGGACCUUAAACUACAACAUGGAUAAGAACGGUAUUGGAGUGAUUUCUGCAAGAUGUUUGUGAAAAAGAUUAUUAUAAUAAUGUCGUUGCAUCUAUGCUCAGAAGAAUACUUAUUUAAGUCCAUAUUUGUGUAUAUAUAAUGAAAUGGAAAUAUUUGUUUGACCUGAAUUCUAAAAGGGGAAAAUGUGUAUGUAUUAUAGUCCAAGUCACUGAUUUUGAAAUAGUCAGUGAACCAGUAGAGGGACUCAAUAGGCAUUUAGCUGUGUGUCCAAGCUUUAUCACCGGGAACCUUCUCUGAGCAUGUGUCCAAGUGAACCUUUCCUAAAAGCAUAGACUUCAAAAAAAAAAAAAAAAAAAAAU
Molecule: messenger RNA, 2650 nt
Organism: Oncorhynchus kisutch (coho salmon)
Lineage: Eukaryota; Metazoa; Chordata; Actinopteri; Salmoniformes; Salmonidae
Product: LIM homeobox transcription factor 1-beta-like
Exons: 8
Coding region: 494-1699 (401 amino acids)
Biological process (GO): regulation of transcription by RNA polymerase II; neuron differentiation
Cellular component (GO): nucleus
Molecular function (GO): RNA polymerase II transcription regulatory region sequence-specific DNA binding; DNA-binding transcription factor activity, RNA polymerase II-specific
Source: RefSeq, a predicted model, not a curated record